GAUUUACAAUCAAUAUGGCGGUUGACCACAUUUUUCGUGUGUUUGAAAUUCACGACGCGAAAGGUGUUUUCUAAGCAAGCUGUAAACUUGGUUUAAAUUCUUUUAUUUUAAACAUAAAAUGCAAAGUAAACGAAAUAAUUGAGGAAUUUCUUUACGUAUAACAUUUUUGUGCAGUUUUUGCUGAGAUUGAUUUUAUCAGUCUUAGUACGUUACGGCGUAACGCCGCGACGUUGGGCUGGUGUUUUUACUCUAGCCAUUUUGUUCUAUAAUUAUUGAUUAUUCUCGGCGUUCAAGAUGAUGAUGUACACGGGAACCAGUACAGAGCAGGAUACUCGCUUCAGUGACAAGGAGAAGAAGCUGAUGAAGCAAAUGAAGUUUGGUGAUUGUUUGACACAACAGGUGGACAUGUCCAAGGUGAAGCUGGAUGUCUUGAAACCAUGGAUCACACAGAAGAUCACUGAGAUAUUGAAGAUGGAAGAUGAUGUGGUCAUUGACUAUGUCAACAAUCAACUUGAGGAGAAGUUCCCUUGCCCUAAGAAAAUGCAGAUCAACCUGACUGGCUUCCUGAACGGAAAGAAUGCACGCCUCUUCAUGGGCGAGCUGUGGGAGCUGUUGCUGAGUGCUCAGGCGAGUGAGAAUGGCAUUCCGGAGUCCUUCACGCAGCAGAAGAAAGAAGAAAUAAAAAAGAGAAUGGAAGAGCAGCAAAAAGACAAGGAAAAGGAUAAGGAUCGGCGCCGAUCGCGGUCCCGAUCCCGAUCGCGUCGCCGCUCUCGUGAUCGCCGUCGUUCGCGUUCUAGAUCGAGAGAUCGUUCUUCAGAUAGGAAACAUCGGAACGGUGGCAGCCCGCGGCGUUCGAGGAGGCGAAGCCGUGACAAGGCGAGCCGAGACAAGAGCAGCCAAUCGAAGACCAAUGUUGAGGAAAUUAAGUUGCCGCAAUCGAUCGAAAAUGGUCAAUCUCCAGAAAAGAAAGAAGAAGAACCAGAGGAGAAAAAAGAAGUGAACCAUAACUCUACAAAUGAAUCACUCAACGAGGACAAGCAAGAGAAUUCUGUUGUUGAAGAGACUAAUGAAGAACCCAAACCAAAGUCAAGAUCUGCGUCACCCACCAAAUCUGUAAGUGAGAAACCGGCAGAUGAAAAACCUGUAGAGAAGACUCGUCAGUCGUCAAGUGAGAGGCGAUCUUCAUCAGCGUCAUCGCAUGGAAGCCUGAAGAAAAGGUCAUCGCAUAAAAAACGGCAGUAUCGUUCCAAUCGCGAUUCAUCUACAAGUGUUAGCCCAAGACGCAGUUCCCGCAGAGAGAGAAGUAAGUCUCGUCGCCGCAGCAGCCGUCGCAGAUCAAUAGAUCGUCGCGAGAGGGACCGAGAACGUGAACGCGAGAGGGAGAGAGACAGGGAGAGGGAACGUCGUCGACGCGAGAGAGAGAGAAGGGAAAGGUCCCGUGAACGUCGUCGGUCACUUGAAAGACGUAGACGAUCGCGAUCGAGAUCUCGACGACGUUCAAGAGACAGGUCUCGCGAUCGUCGCAGGUCACGUUCCCGCAGGCGUUCUCGAUCCCGUCGUCGCUCUGGAAGGGGAUCACGCGAUCGCCGCUCUAGAGAUCGUCGCUCGCGAGAUCGGCGCUCAAGAGAUAGGUCCAGCAGGGAUAGAAGGUCAAAGGACAGGAAGGAUAGAAGAUCCAGAGAUCGAAGAUCUCGCGACAAGAGGUCCAGUGAUCUUAUCAAGGAACGUUUGGAAAAAUCGGUUUCUAUACCGAGAAAGGAAACUAUUGAUAAGGUGCGAAAGAAGUCAUCAGAACGCGUGUCUGUGGCUCGAGAGAACCUUUCAAAAGAAAGAGUCCUGUCUAGUUCUAGCAGAGAGUCUUCAGUUGCCAAUGAUAAAUCUAACGCUGUACAAGAUGAGAGUCAGGUGAAAACUGUUCACUCUUCUGAUGAAGAAGAAAGAGAAGAUUUUAUUCCAAUACCAACUCUUCGGGAAUAUUCAAAGAGCUUAUCCCGCACUCCAUCGCCAUUUUUGAGGAAGCACGAAAUUGAGAAUAAUAAGAAAUCAGACAAAUCAAAUGAUGAUGCUUCUGGCAAAGAACAACAGGAGGAAGAAAAUAAAGUGAAGGAAGCCAAGAGAGGCAAACGUAAACAGCACCACUCUGAAUCUGAAAGUGAAAGCAGUGAAGGUGUGUCGAAGUCAAAGAGCAAAGCUAAACUUAAGAAAAAAGAGAAGGUACCUUCAAAGAAAACUAAAAAACCUAAAAAGGAAAGCUCUUCAAGCGAUAGCGAAUCUGAAGACUCCUCUUCUAGUGACUCUGAAGAAGAAAGGAAAAAGAAGAGUAAAAAGACGUCUAAGAAGAAGGUGGCAAAGAAAUCCAGAAAGAAGAGGGCUCGUUCUUCUAGCUCAGAUUCUAGUUCUGAAGAGGAAGUUAAACAUAAAAGCUCUAAAAAGAAGAACAUUCCAGAAGAAUCUGACAUUGAAAAGAAGUCUAAGAAACGGGGCAAAGACGCCAGCGUUGAUAGAUCAAAGUCUGAAAAAGCUGACGUUAAACAAUCUAAGUCAAAGAAAAUCGAGAACUCUGACGAUUCGCAUGAUGAUAGCUCAGAUAGUGACGAAAAGUCUACUAAAAAGAAAACUAAACGUGAUACUUCUAGUUCAGAAAAAGAUGUAAGGCGCAGUAAGAAAGGAGACCCAUCAAAAGAGAAACAGCCUUCGCCUGAAGCAGCGAAAACUAAAAAAGGCGAUGAUAAACCAAAGCCAAAGCAUCCUGAAGAUCAUAAAUCAAAAUCACGUGAUGAUAACGAUAAGAAAGCUAAAAAACGUGAGAAAGAGGAAUCUUCUUCUGAUAGCGAUCAGGUGUCUAAAAAGAGAGCAAAGAAAAAAGUAUCUGAAUCAGAAUCAGAGUCUGAUAGUGACGAGCCUAAGAAAUCUAAAAAAGCUAAAAAGCACAAGAAACAUUCUAAAAAGCACAAGAAACAUAAGAAACACAAGAAGUCAUCUAAGAAGAAGGACGAUUCGUCCGACAGUGAUGAGAUGGAAGAAGAGGAAGAGGAGAAUAAAGUGAACAAUGAAGACCUUGAAAAAAAGCUGCGCGAAAGAGCGUUAAAGUCGAUGAAAAAGCAAACUAGUGUUUCCGGUUCCGAUUAAUGUGGUAUCACGGUUACAUUAAGUAAUUAUUACUUGUAUUGUAGAUUUACUAUAACAUUAAUGUUUUAAUUUGUUUUAAUGUUGCUAUAAUUUUCUUCAAUGAAAUAGCAUGUAUGACUAAGAAUACGUGGAUGUCACAUUGUUAGUAAAUAAAGUUUUGAAACU
This is a messenger RNA of Diatraea saccharalis (sugarcane borer), 3294 nucleotides long. The record is from the annotation of a GenBank genome assembly. Lineage: Eukaryota; Metazoa; Arthropoda; Insecta; Lepidoptera; Crambidae.